UAAUCGAAGAAUCCCUUGGCUCGCCCUAUCCAACGCAGUACGCACACUCAUGGCGUCUCCUCUCUCAUCGCUCUCGUCCAUCCUCUCCCAACCUCACUGCGCCAUCCGCAUCAGACUUCCUACGCGAUGUUGCUUCGGUCUUCAAUCUCUCUCCCCAAAACCCCACCUUUCUUCUUCUCGCUGCAAUCUUCGUACUCCUCCCCCUUCCAGGCCCGGUUUCUCUCUCACUUUCUCGAGAAAAUUCUCUCAAUCCCAUUCUCACCUUCCACUCUCCAACAAGUCGGAGGUUCCCAGCCUCCACUCCUUCAUUGCUCAAGCCGCUGUCGCCAGUUCCGAAGUGCAGCCCGACCCUGUGUCAGCUUCCGAAAUUCUUCCAAGAGGUCGUAUUUAUCAUGAGACAUAUGGUUGUCAAAUGAAUAUUAAUGAUAUGGAGAUUGUCCUUUCUAUCAUGAAGAAAGCGGGAUAUAAUGAAGUUGUGGAAGUUCCUGAGAGUGCUGAGGUCAUUUUCAUUAAUACUUGUGCUAUAAGAGACAAUGCAGAACAAAAGGUGUGGCAGAGGCUUAACUAUUUUUGGUUUCUUAAAAGGCAUUGGAAGAGCAAUGUCUCGAUUGGAAGGGCGGAUUCCCUGCACCCCCCAAAAGUAGUUGUAUUAGGAUGCAUGGCUGAGAGGUUGAAGGAUAAGAUACUAGAUGCGGAUAAGAUGGUUGAUGUUGUCUGUGGCCCUGAUGCUUACAGGGACUUGCCACGGUUGUUAGAGGAAGUAGACUAUGGUCAAAAAGGGAUCAAUACUCUUCUUUCCCUUGAAGAAACUUAUGCUGAUAUUAGCCCAGUUAGAAUUUCCAAAAAUUCAGUUACUGCUUUUGUCUCUAUUAUGAGGGGCUGCAAUAAUAUGUGCUCGUUUUGCAUUGUUCCUUUCACCAGAGGGAGGGAGCGAUCACGGCCUGUGGAAUCAAUUAUCAGAGAGGUGGCUGAGCUUUGGAAAGAAGGAGUAAAAGAGGUGAUGCUUCUUGGUCAAAAUGUGAAUAGCUAUAAUGAUGCUUCUGGGUUUGACAAAGAAGUUGAACCAGGUGCUAAUUGGAAACUUAGUGAAGGUUUUUCCAGCAAGUGCAAAGUGAAGGAAACGGGUUUACGCUUUUCUGAUCUAUUGGACCGACUGUCCACAGAAUUCCCUGAAAUGCGGUUCAGGUACACAUCCCCACAUCCUAAAGAUUUCCCAGAUGAAUUACUAUAUUUAAUGCGAGAUAGAUAUAAUGUCUGCAAAAGUAUCCACUUGCCUGCGCAAACUGGGAGUAGUACUGUACUUGAAAGAAUGCGUCGGGGUUAUACACGGGAAGCUUACUUGGAUCUCGUACAAAAAAUACGGAGAAUCAUUCCUGAUGUUGGGAUUACCAGUGAUUUCAUAUGUGGCUUUUGUGGAGAAACAGAGGAGGAAUAUGCAGACACAAUAAGCCUUCUAAAGGCUGUUGGUUAUGACAUGGCAUACAUGUUUGCUUACAGCAUGAGGGAGAAAACCCAUGCACAUAGAAACUAUGUUGAUGAUGUUCCUGACAACAUCAAGCAAAGGAGGCUGGCAGAGAUGAUAGAGGUCUUCCGUGAGAGUACAGGUCAGUGUUAUGACUCCCAAAUUGGUACUGUUCAGCUGGUGUUAGUUGAAGGCCCCAAUAAGAGAGCUCCAGAUACAGAGCUAAUCGGCAAGACUGAUAGAGGCCAUAGAGUUUCAUUUAAAAAUACACCCGUCCCCCAUUGGGAUGAUGAUGUUGGAGGGAAUCAAAAUCCUAGAGUUGGUGAUUUCGUGGAGGUUCGCAUAUUGACGUCUACACGAGCCUCACUUUUUGGGGAAGCACUUGCUAUAACUAAAUUAAGCUUGUUUUACAGCAAUGCAGAUGAAGCCAUUGUCGAUGAACAGAACUUGAAAUCAAGCUGUUUAUGAACUUUCUGUUGUCCUCAUUCUUUAAUGAAAUCCUCAAGAUCGCCUUUUCUCUUUGCUUGGCGAUGGUGGGGGGUCUGAGAUCUCGCUAUCAGGUCAAAAGUAGGAUUAAAAUAGCAGAGGUGAGUGGGGUGGCAUCCUGCUACAAAGCUGGUCUGAGCAUGAGAAUCUACAACUUCAACUCAUCCCCGUACUCGAUAUGGCUCAGAAGCGCCAACACAUUGUUUGAAUAUUUAUUUUGUUUUUAAUCUUGCCCCUUCAAUUUCCGGUGCUUGACCUUCAAUGAAGUAUAUACAGAGGUUUGAAAUUCUUCUUGUACUGAUACUAAGUUAAGGUCAAAUUCAUAAAGAAAGAAAAGAACUCAGAAAAAUCUGAGCUGAAUUUUCACAAAUUCCCACCGCAAGAGACACCAACGUGUUAAGCACAUGGCGGGCGUGUUUCAUGAAUCAUCAGCCAUUUUGGGAAAAUGGAAAAUGGAGUAUGAAAAGCGGCCGCAGCAUCUUUCACAUGUAUUAAUCAUGGGGAUUGCCUUAAUCCAAUCAAGUGCUCAGAAGAAAAGUUGGAUAUGGGGAAUGAUAUCCCAAUUGUAAUGCUUGUACAACACUGAGGGGAGGGACCAUUGGUUGGGAGAUGGGACUACGGAGGAUUAUUAUCAUCAACAAGCCUUAACUUUUGGUCAUGCAUGUGGGCAGUGGGAGGCCACUACAGAAUAUGUAUGGAAUGGGUUUUGGUUUGGGCUAGUUCACCUCACGUUUAUCAAUUUUUAUUUUCCUUUCUAUUUUUAAAUUUUGUUGAACUACAUAGGGAUGUAAACUAUUAAUAUUGAAUUGUAUGAUCGCUUAAUAA
Vitis riparia (riverbank grape) is the source of this 2773-nucleotide messenger RNA. RefSeq names its product CDK5RAP1-like protein. The record is from RefSeq and is a predicted model, not a curated record. Gene Ontology annotation, biological process: tRNA modification; negative regulation of cyclin-dependent protein serine/threonine kinase activity. The transcript has 3 exons. The coding region runs from base 50 to 1930 and encodes 626 amino acids. Gene Ontology annotation, molecular function: tRNA-2-methylthio-N(6)-dimethylallyladenosine(37) synthase activity; 4 iron, 4 sulfur cluster binding. NCBI's taxonomy places the organism in Eukaryota, Viridiplantae, Streptophyta, Magnoliopsida, Vitales, Vitaceae. Gene Ontology annotation, cellular component: mitochondrion; cytosol.